This is a messenger RNA of Cynoglossus semilaevis (tongue sole), 997 nucleotides long. Its product is annotated as ADP/ATP translocase 3-like. Gene Ontology annotation, cellular component: mitochondrial inner membrane. The transcript is spliced from 2 exons. The record is from RefSeq and is a predicted model, not a curated record. Lineage: Eukaryota; Metazoa; Chordata; Actinopteri; Pleuronectiformes; Cynoglossidae. Gene Ontology annotation, molecular function: ATP:ADP antiporter activity. The coding region runs from base 38 to 949 and encodes 303 amino acids. Gene Ontology annotation, biological process: mitochondrial ATP transmembrane transport; negative regulation of mitochondrial outer membrane permeabilization involved in apoptotic signaling pathway; mitochondrial ADP transmembrane transport.
AUCCAUCAGCCAGCCUUCGCAGCUUAAACCAAGAAACAUGACUGAACAGGCCGUCGGCACUCAGGCUGUUUCAUUCGCCAAAGACUUCUUGGCUGGUGGCGUGGCAGCAGCCGUCUCUAAAACAACCGUGGCCCCCAUCGAGAGGGUCAAGCUUCUGCUCCAGGUCCAACACGCCAGUCGACAGAUCACCAAAGACCAGCAGUACAAGGGCAUCGUGGACUGCAUUGUGCGUAUACCCAAAGAGCAGGGAGUCCUCUCGUUCUGGAGAGGAAACCUCGCCAACGUCAUCAGGUACUUCCCCACCCAGGCCCUCAACUUCGCCUUUAAAGACAAGUACAAGGCUGUGUUCCUGGACGGUGUGGACAGUAGAACUCAAUUCUGGAGGUACUUUGCUGGUAACCUAGCCUCUGGAGGUGCUGCUGGCGCCACCUCCCUGUGUUUUGUGUAUCCACUAGACUUUGCCCGUACUCGUCUAGCCGCUGACGUGGGAAAGGCUGGAGCAGAAAGGGAGUUUAACGGUCUGGGGGACUGUCUGAUAAAGGUCUUUCAGUCUGACGGUCUGAAAGGUUUGUACCAGGGUUUUAACGUGUCAGUGCAGGGCAUCAUCAUCUACAGAGCCGCUUACUUCGGAAUCUACGACACGGCCAAAGGGAUGCUGCCGGACCCAAAGAACACCCCCAUACUGGUGAGUUGGAUGAUCGCACAGACGGUGACGGCCGUAGCUGGUCUGGCUUCGUACCCCCUCGACACUGUCCGCAGACGCAUGAUGAUGCAAUCUGGACGGAAAGGAGCGGACAUCAUGUACAGUGGGACCAUCGACUGCUGGAGGAAGAUCUCACGUGAUGAAGGCAUCAAGGCUUUCUUCAAAGGAGCCUUGUCUAACGUUCUCAGGGGAAUGGGCGGGGCCUUUGUACUGGUGAUAUAUGAUGAGCUCAAGAAAAUCAUCUGAGUAUGGUCAGCAUCAACAGCAUUGGCCAUCUUAGGGCUGUGCCUUUUU